This is a messenger RNA of Parus major (Great Tit), 2824 nucleotides long. RefSeq names its product natural resistance-associated macrophage protein 2-like. Gene Ontology annotation, molecular function: iron ion transmembrane transporter activity; manganese ion transmembrane transporter activity; cadmium ion transmembrane transporter activity. The annotation marks the transcript as partial. Gene Ontology annotation, cellular component: plasma membrane. NCBI's taxonomy places the organism in Eukaryota, Metazoa, Chordata, Aves, Passeriformes, Paridae. The record is from RefSeq and is a predicted model, not a curated record. The transcript has 9 exons. Gene Ontology annotation, biological process: metal ion transport.
ACAUUUGGGGUGUCCCAGCCCUGGGAAGGGCCCUGGGGACAUUUGGGGUGUCCCAGCCCUGUGCCCUGGGGUGUUCCCCAUGCUGUCACUGUCUCUGCUGUGACCUGGAACGUCUCCCCACGCUCAUUCCCGGUUUAUCCCCACGUGGAGAUCUCACAUUUUGCUCCUGCAGUUGCUCCUGUACCCAGGCCAGGAGCUGGGGUGGCACAAGUGACCCAGAUCCUGCCCAGGAUUGCCACAGGAGCUUCCCACCCCCCAGGGCAGGGUGAUGAUCCCGUUCCUGCCUGCAGGAGCACCCCAGCCCCAGGGGAGAAGAUAUUUCUCCCUGUUUUUCAGGGGUGUUUCUUUCCCCCCCAGUUCCCUCGGAUCAUCCUGUGGCUGAUGGUGGAACUGGCCAUCAUCGGCUCCGACAUGCAGGAGGUCAUCGGCUCUGCCAUCGCCAUCAACCUGCUCUCCGUGGGGAAGAUCCCGCUCUGGGGGGGAGUGCUCAUCACCAUCGCCGACACCUUCGUUUUCCUCUUCCUCGACAAAUACGGCUUGAGGAAGCUGGAGGCGUUUUUUGGGUUCCUCAUCACCAUCAUGGCCCUGACCUUUGGAUAUGAGUACAUCACAGUGAAGCCCAACCAGGAGAAGCUGCUGCAGGGACUGUUCAUCCCCUACUGCAAGGACUGUGGCACACCACAGCUGGAGCAGGCUGUGGGCAUCGUGGGUGCCGUCAUCAUGCCCCACAACAUGUACCUGCACUCUGCCCUGGUCAAGGUGAGCACCCCAGGAGGGGGCCCUGGGCUCAGGAAACACCCCCAGAGGAGCCUGGGCACGUGGGGUGUUGUGGGGUGUUGUGGGGUGUUGUGGGGUGUUGUGGGGUGUUGGUGCCUUGAGGGGCUGGGCAGGGUUAAAGGAAUAAAAGUUCCUUACUCACGCCUUACUCACGCCUUACUCACGCCUUACUCACGCCUUACUCGUUCCUUACUCACGCCUUACUCACGCCUUACUCGUUCCUUACUCGUUCCUUACUCACGCCUUACUCCCGGUGUCCCCCAGGGUUUCCUGAACCUGCGCUGGUCGCGCUUUGCGCGGGUGCUGCUGACGCGCUCCAUCGCCGUCACCCCCACGCUGUUCGUGGCGAUUUUCCAGGACGUGGAGCACCUGACGGGGAUGAACGACUUCCUGAACGUGCUCAUGAGCCUCCAGCUCCCGUUCGCGCUGAUCCCGGUGCUCACCUUCACCAGCCUGCCCAGCGUCAUGCACGACUUCGCCAACGGCCUGUUCUGGAAGGUGGCCGGGGGUCUCCUGAUCCUGCUCAUCUGCUGCAUCAACAUGUACUUCGUGGUGGCCUACGUGAUGUCCCUGCACAACCUGGGGCUCUACAUCGGGGCCGCCGUGCUCAGCGUCAUCUACCUGUCCUUCGUGGCGUACCUGACGUGGCUGUGCCUCAUUGCCCUGGGCGCCUCCUUCCUGGCCUGCGGGAGCACGGGCCGCCUGGGCUUCGCCGCCCACCCCGAGCUCUUCCUCCUCGGCCACGUCGAUUCCGACCCGUCCGUCCCCAGGUGACCCCAGGAGCGGAGCGGACCCCCAGGACCCCCCCCAGGACCCCCGGAGCGGUGGGACUGACCCCGGGACCCCCCCCGGGACUCCCGGAGCAUUGGGACUGACCCCGGGACCCCCCCCGGGACUCCCCCCAGGACCCCCGGAACGAUGGGACCUCCCCCAGGAGCCCCGGUGCUGUGGGACGGACCCCGGGACCCCCCCAGGACCUCCGGGACCCCCGGAACGGUGGGACAGACCCCGGGACCUCUCGGUGCCCCGGGACCCCCGGACCGGUGGGACUGACCCCGGGAUCCCCAGGACACCCCCGGGACCCCCGGAGCAUUGGGACUGACCCCGGGACCCCCAGGACUCCCCCCAGGACCCCCGGAACGAUGGGACCUCCCCCAGGAGCCCCGGAGCGGUGGGACAGACCCCGGGACCCCCCCCGGGACCCCCGGAGCGGUGGGACAGACCCCGGGACCCCCGGGACCCCUCGGUGCCCCGGGACCCCCGGAGCAGUGGGACAGACCCCAGGACCCCCAGGACUCCCCCCAGGACCCCCGGAGCAUUGGGACUGACCCCGGGACCCCUCCGUGCCCCGGGACCCCCGGAGCGGUGGGACUGACCCCGGGACCCCCGGGACCCCUCGGUGCCCCGGGACCCCCGGAGCAGUGGGACAGACCCCAGGACCCCCAGGACUCCCCCCAGGACCCCCGGGACCCCCGGAGCAUUGGGACUGACCCCGGGACCCCUCCGUGCCCCGGGACCCCCGGACCGGUGGGACUGACCCCGGGACCCCCGGAACCCCCCCGGGACCCCCGGAGCGGUGGGACAGACCCCAGGACCCCUCGGUGCCCCGGGACCCCCGCACGGAGCCCCGCGCGUGUGGCAGGAGCGGAGCGGAGCCGGCACCGGGGACAGCGGGACCAGGAGGAGCCCCCGGGCCAGGGACAGCUCUGGACCACUCCAAGCUUUUCCCCAUUUCCCCCAAACUGCGGCUCCGGGAAGAAUCCCUGGAUAUUUCCUGGAUUUCCGAUCACUCCAGUUCGAUUUUGCUCCUUGGCGGUUUUCCAUAAUUUGGGGCUGUUCCCAGAAUUCCCAGGAAAAGCCGGAUUUGCUGCCAGGCUCUGGGGACAGAGACAUUUCCCAGCAUUUCCAGGAGUUUUGGGCACUUCCAGAGCUCCAAAUCCACCCCCAGAAGGCUUCAAGGACAGCAAUUCCCGAAAAACCAGCGGAGCGCCGGGAAUUUCCUUCCUCCUUUUCAGCCUGUUUUAGAAAUAAAAAUAUCGCUGCCCAG